Molecule: messenger RNA, 2877 nt
Organism: Ostreococcus tauri
Lineage: Eukaryota; Viridiplantae; Chlorophyta; Mamiellophyceae; Mamiellales; Bathycoccaceae
Product: Mediator complex, subunit Med12
Exons: 1
Coding region: 1-2877 (958 amino acids)
Biological process (GO): regulation of transcription by RNA polymerase II
Cellular component (GO): mediator complex
Molecular function (GO): transcription coregulator activity
Source: RefSeq, a predicted model, not a curated record
AUGGAGCCGGAGAAGCGCGCGCGAUCGUCCCUCGGCGUCGCGCGCGCGUCGAGACCGACGAUCGAGCUCGGGAAACGCAUCGAUGCGAACGUGGAACCACCGCCGUUGACUCGAGCGGAGGCGAGGGACGGCGAACGGUUUCCCACGGAGAAGCUCACGCGAGCGUUGAUACGGGAGGGAUGGAGCGAGAACAAACGGCGAGCGCUGGUGAUGAAGAGCACGGGGGACGACGGAACGAUGGUGAAUCCAAUGGCGCUGCGAGAGACGCUGCUGCGCUUGGCAAACUCGGAGACGCUGCGAGAAAUCAGACGACGGGUGAACGAGACGGCGAAGGAAAAACGCAGAACGCCAGAAAUUGGGGCGAGGGAUAGGUCGGAGUACGGGCGUGGGAUGACAGAGGCGGACUGUAAGCCGUGGAGUGCGCCGGAACUCGUGCACGCGAGCGCGGACGACGUUGAAGCGUUCUUCAAAGACUUGGCGAGCGAAGUAGAACUGAGCGAGCUCGAGCAAUUCGUCCCGCACGGGGUGCGAAAGCGAAAGCUGAUCGAGAAUCUCCACGCGUAUCGGGUUUCGUCGCAUCGAGGAGUGUGGAUGGUGAAGAUUGUUUAUCUCGCGCAGUACAAGAGAGAUGUGGAUGCGUGUCGAAACGCUUGGACGGAGGACAUCCUCGGGCACGCGCUCGAUUCACUUCGAGACGCGCUUUUGACACCCAAAAGCGCCGAGGAUCAAGAAACGGAGCUGAAGUGCGUCUUCGGAUUGUUGAAUCACUCGAUUCAGGAGGAUUUAGUCGAUACUGCAAAGAUUUUUGACGAGGUGCUACGUUUCGUGCACGAAAGGAGUUUGGCGGCGUCGAAGUCGUGUUCGGGAACGGCGGCGCUCGUUUUGGCUCGGUCGAUGGCCGCUACGUUAACCGCUCUCGUCCCUCACGCGUCGCAGUCACACGAAGAUUCGAUCAAGUUGGCACAAAAAGUUGCCGUAUGUCUGGAAGGUGCUGUGAGCAAUGGAAGCGCACGGGCGGACGGUCACCUUGUGACAAGACUCAGUGAGGUUAUUGCUUCUCUCGGGUCUGUUAAUGCUGACGCUUUUAUUUCUGCUCCGCGUGAGCAAGGUCUAGACGUCGUCCAAAAGUUGCGCACGAAAAGUAAGAGGCGCCAAAUGCCGUUGUCUCAUCGGCUGUGUCAAGUCAUCGAUGAUGUUGAAAAACGUGUGCAGUCACUCACGCAUGCGGCUAGUCCGGCGGUGAUUGCCAUCAAGGUGCACAAUCUCGUCAAGCUCUUGAACGAGGUAUUGGACAAAUCUGGGGAUGAAGCUAUGAUGUCUGAGCUCUCACAAAAGUUCAUAAACGCGCAAGAGGACGGCGAAGUUGCGCGGAAGGCGAUGGUGAAUGUUGCGUGUAGCUGGGCCGUUGACGCAUCUGAUGACGCUGUGAACGAACGUCAACGAGUGACUCGCGUCUUCCUAAAUGAGCUCACCCAGUCACCACGUCCUCUCAUCCUGCACUGGAUCAAAGAAAACUCUGCAAAUUUGAGACAGGAGGAUGACAAAAUUGGUCGCAUAUCUGGUUUGCUUAUUCAGCUCCUGCAAGGCGACGUUAUCAGGAUGCAGCAGUUGUUGGAUUUUAUCAUCGCAGAAGGCAUAUUAGAAGAAAGAAUAUCGCACGACCUAUCGAUGGCAUUUCACCGAUACUUGAGCGAUAUCGUGAAGGAUGACAAUGCGAAGCGUGAGAUUUUGGAUGACUCAACCGCUCAAACGGCUCGACAACUCAUUGGGUCGGAAAGUGAGAAGGAAAAUACAAAAGUGGUCGUCAUACCGGCUACAAACGUCUUGGACUUUAGUAGUGAUGAGGAACGGCUUCUGUGCACGUCAUUUGCGGAGGUUAGCUAUGCUAAUUUGGCCUCAAAGGUUGCUGAGUUAAAAGGCGCUCUCAAUGCGUCUGCUAUUUCGCACAAAACUCUCGGUCGCGUUCUCACCGUCUGUUUGAUGCACGAUGCGACAAAAUUAGGCUUGUUCGCGGAAAUCGUGGGUGACAUGGGACCUGAAGUGACAAAAGACGUGCUCUCGUACGUCAGCAUGGACGUCUUGAGCGUGGAAAAUUUGGAGAAUACCAACAGUAUCUUCAACUGCGCCCAUUGGAGAAUGUGUGCAGCUUUUGAUCGCUGGAAAUUCGCGCGAAGUUUGGUCGACUUUCAACUAUGCCUCCUUCACAACGUCCCAAAGGGUAAGCGGGCGGUUGCUGAGGGUCUUGUCGAAGCGAACACGACGCAACUCGUCCAGCUCGCGAAGUCUACAAAUAUUGCGCACAAGUGCCUUCACAUUUGGACGCGGAUCUUGGUGGUAAUUCCACUGAUCGGUUACGUCUUAAUGUCCGCCUCUGCUUCAAACAAAUUUUCGCAGUUGAUCCUGGAUGUCCUUGACUCAAUCAUCGGCAAGACGGUAGUUGAAGAGUCUGCCGAAGACAUCAUCGCCGAAUCGGACAUGGGCGAAACGCUGGUGGAUCGUCUUGUCGCUCUGUUCUCUGUCGUCUCUGUCGGCCAGAUCCCGAAAUGGGCGCCAGUGGUACCCAAAUUACCUUUUCGCGAACUCUCAUCCGUCAAACUUGCGCUUUCGAAGUCGAUCGAAUCGAAAAGCAUCGCUGGAAUGGUAUGUGUUCGACUGCAACGAGCCAUCAGUUUGCCGCUUACAAAGCUUCGCACUCGUAGCGUCAAUCCUUGGAAGAUAUUGGCGAGUGGAGCGUCGAGCGAUCGGUCGAAACUAAGUGAUGCCGAAAAGGCCGAAUUCUGGCUCCAAGGUACAGUGAGACGACCGGGAGGAAACCUCGCAUGGCAAAAUUGCAAUGCGGAACCAACAUUUAUCACAGAAAACAAAAUAUUGAGUUGA